Molecule: messenger RNA, 2508 nt
Organism: Gadus macrocephalus (Pacific cod)
Lineage: Eukaryota; Metazoa; Chordata; Actinopteri; Gadiformes; Gadidae
Gene: sirt4
Product: sirtuin 4
Exons: 4
Coding region: 188-1120 (310 amino acids)
Molecular function (GO): NAD-dependent protein lysine deacetylase activity; NAD+ binding
Source: RefSeq, a predicted model, not a curated record
UUCCUGGUCUGUGUGGUGGUCAUUUAAGUAGUACUUCCGGGUGUCUCUGUCAUGUCCUUCCCAUAAUAACAUUGUAUAAUGGUUCCUCCAGGUUCCUCCAAGUCCGACAUUAUAAGUAGUUCUAUUCUAGAUGUGGUGUGUCCCUCGUCCAUGGUGUAUGCUGUAGCGUUUCAUAACCCAUGCUAAGAUGUCUCUGCCAUGGAGGGUAUUCAGAAAAGCAUCACCUGGAUUAAGGUCAAUCUCAGUUUCUGCAAACCUUCUGAUGAACUUUGUCCCUUCUACUAGCAGCAUUGAUGCCAAUUUAGUGGACAGAUUACAACAUUUUGUGUCCCAGGCCAGUCGUCUGUUCGUCAUCAGUGGUGCAGGUCUCUCUACUGAGUCAGGGAUCCCGGACUAUCGAUCCGAGGGUGUGGGCCUUUACGCCCGCACUGACCGACGCCCCAUGCAAUACAAGGAGUUUGUUGGCAGUGCCACGUCUCGACAACGCUACUGGGCCAGGAACUACGUAGGCUGGCCCCAGUUCUCCAGUCACAAACCCAACGCAGCCCACAGGACCCUGCGGCGGUGGGAAGAGGCUGGGAAGCUGCACUGGCUCGUCACUCAGAACGUGGACUCUCUUCACUCCAAGGCCGGGCAGAGGAGACUGACCGAGCUCCAUGGCUGUGCUCACAGGGUGAUAUGUCUCGGCUGUGGCACAGUCUCGCUGAGGGAAGAGCUCCAGAGGCGAUUCGAGGCCCUGAACCCCGAGUGGAGAGCGCAGACGUUGGGUGUGGCUCCUGACGGAGACGUGUUCUUGGAGGACGAGCAGGUCCUCCACUUCAGAGUCCCUUCCUGCACCGCCUGCAGCGGUACCCUGAAGCCCGAGGUGACCUUCUUUGGGGACAAUGUGAGCAAAGCCACGGUACAGCUGGUGCACGACAGACUGGCCGAGUCCGAUGCCAUGCUCGUCACUGGGUCCUCGCUGCAGGUUUAUUCUGGAUACCGGUUCUUGCUGGCAGCAAAGGAGAGGUGCAUUCCGAUCGCCAUCCUGAACAUUGGGCCGACGCGGGCGGACCACUUGGCAGAGCUCAAAGUCAGCGCUCGCUGUGGCGAAGUGCUGUCAGUUCUGCAGCCUCAUUGACACAUGACCCCAACAUGGACUCAAACCUUUAAUUAGGUCAACAGGUUUUGAAAGUGGACAAAGUGGCGACACAACCAAGUGGGGAAUCUUUAUUAAUUGGUUGGUCUUGCAAGUUUUCCUUUUUCACAAUGAAGACAUACCAACACUCGUAGGCUAAAUGAUUAGGUUGUUUGUAAUUACAUGAAAAAAAUAAUUCAGGUUGAAUGUGUAUCAAAUGAAGGUAUUCAUUAUGCUGCAGUGUUAUAAGUUUCCUCUACACAAUCUUCCAUGAUGAGUGAAGUGGUUGGGUUAGUCACAUUGAAAAAAUAAAUAAUUCAAUCUCCCAUUCUGCAGGAUUGUGAUUCCACUAAUGAAUAAAUCUUUCAAAUAAUUACAAAGCAUUUUGUUUUGAGAUUGUUUAUUCACGACUGUAAACCUAGUUUAAAUUUCAGUAAAGCUGUAACAUCAGUGGUGGCUUUAAAGACAGACCGAACGCAACGUAACAUGAGAUUGCGUUAUACUAAGAUUACUUAGAACGGAUUGCUGUUGAAAUCUUUCAGUUAGUCCCCGGCUCCAGUGGUCCAGGCUGGCCUGAGUCUCGUUGUGCAGGAGAGCUGGGGUGCUGAAGGAAUAAAGGCAACACGCAUGUCCUGCAGUUUCUGUUUGCCAUGAAACUGAAGCUUUAAACACCAUCAAAUGAGUCAUUGCCAGGCAGUUCUCAAAGCUUUUGCCCUGAUCAAACCAGUACGUACACGGAAAGCCCAGUAGAAUCCCAAAGAGGGUGCACAAGUUCCACUUUCCAGCUUCAUCUCCCACUAAGAGAGGCUGGUCUUUUUUGGUUGACUGUACGUGUGUUUGUAAAACUGACAUUAACUCUUGCAGCAUGCUCCUCAGAUCUCCGCUCAGCGGCUCGGUAAUAUGUGGCUUUUCCAAUGUGUGACUGACAUCAAUCACUGACACAUAACUACUAAUAAGCAGCUGCUUGAGGUGUUCCAUCAUCAUAUCUGGAUUAACAAUAAGGACAUUGCCAUUAAUGUCCACCGUGAUAAGAGACUUGGACACCAAACUGUUAGAUUGCAGUGUACACAAGUACUGCUGUACUUGAUCUGCGGUAGCACAGUUGAUGUCAUAAAGCAGGGCUGGUUUUAAGCCCAAAUCAACAGCCAAGACCUGAACACCUAAUUCUAUACUCAGAGACCCAAAAAUCGACUUCUUUCCAACAGAUAACCAUUUGCAUGCAGCCACAGAAAAAGGCCUUUCAUUAGACAUUACGCAUAUCAAAUUAGUUGUUUUUUUUAAAGCUAAAAGAUGCUUCGCCGCCAAUACAGGAAUGUUUUAACAAUACUGUUUAAUAUUAAAAAAAAAAAAGCCACUCAUUUAUUUUUAAAUAUACAAUCAACAAAUAGAAA